AUGGAUGCUAGAAGUCAUAAACUCACUGGUAUUACCAGUCAAGACCAACACUUAGAUGUUGGUGAUAUUGGCACAGGUGUCGAUUUAACUGCUAUUACCUCAAACCCAGUAUCAAUUAAUCAAGUUGGUUCGGAAUUAAAUUCUGAACAAAAAUUCUACGUUUUAAAAAGACUUGGACAUGCUGAUUUAUUGACUUUAGAUGAUUUACCAAUCGGUUUAGCUUUUAUGAUUCAAAAAAUUCAAGAUAUUUCUCAUGACCAAGCUAUCGAUAUUUUAAAACAAGCCCUUGUUGAUCAUGAUGGUGAUGUUAAUUUCCCAUCUGAUGUUUACGAUUUGAUCGAAAGAUUGGUUGCUGCUGCUCCAGAACAUUCAAAUGUAACUCAAGUUUCAGAAAAAUUAGAAUCUACCAUGGAAAAGAAAGAAGAUCUGGAUAAUUUCGGUGAAACUAUUGCUGCUGAUACUUCUUCUUUAGAAGCUGAUGAUGGUGAUUAUUUCAGUGUCAUGAAUUGGUCUUUACAAACCAAAAUUGAAGCUUGUUUGAUUGAAUAUCAUUCACCUUACCCAGAAGUUAGAGCUGUUACUGAUUGUUAUGAUGAUCCAAACUUAUACGUUGAAACCCCAAGAGUUUAUAUCUUAGGUUUAAUUUGGACUGCUAUUGGUGCUUUCAUCAAUCAAUUCUUCGCCGAAAGACAACCUUCUAUUUCUUUACCUUCAUCCGUUGUUCAAUUAUUAUUAUAUCCUUCUGGUAUGUUAAUGGCUGCCAUUAUGCCAAAAUGGAAAUUCAAAGUUUGGAAAUAUACUGUAGACUUGAACCCUGGUCCAUGGAAUCAUAAGGAACAAAUGUUAACCACUAUCUUCUAUUCAGUUUCGGCUGGUACUCCUUAUGUUUCUUAUAAUAUUCAUGCUCAAAAGAUGAAAUUAUUCUAUGAUAACGAAUGGGCUGAUUUUGGUUACCAAACUUUAUUAAUCUUAUCAAAUAAUUUCUUAGGUUUUGGUUUUGCUGGUAUCAUGAGAAAAUUCACCAUUUACCCAGUUAGAGCUCUUUGGCCAUCAACUUUACCAACCUUAGCUUUAAAUGCUGCUUUAAUGAAACCAGAAAAGAAAGAAAAUAUCAACGGUUGGAAAGUUUCCAGAUAUACCUUCUUCUUUGGUGUAUUCUGCUUUUCAUUCCUUUACUUUUGGAUUCCAGAUUAUCUUUUCUACGCCGUUUCUACUUUCAAUUGGAUGACUUGGAUUAAACCAGAUAACUAUAACUUAGCUACUAUCACUGGUACUAACUAUGGUUUAGGUCUUAACCCAAUUACUUCUUUUGAUUGGAAUAUCAUUAAUUUCAAUGGUGCCUUAACUGUUCCAUUCUACUCCCAACUUAACCAAUAUAUUGGUUCUGCUAUCGGUUUCUUCUGUAUCAUUGGUGUUUAUUGGACUAACAAAUAUUGGUCAGGAUACUUACCAAUCAAUUCCCAAUCCUUAUGGACUAAUCAAGGUGAACUUUAUGAUGUUAAAUCUAUUGUUAACUCAGAUUCAUUAUUUGACAGAGAAAAAUUCAUGGAAGUCGGUCCUCCAUAUUAUUCAGCUGCUAACUUGGUUCUUUACGGUGCUUUCUUUGCCAUUUAUCCUUUUGCCAUUAUCUACGAAUGUUUCAUGAACUGGAAACCAAUGUGGGAAGCUUUAAAACAUUUAGGUAAAUCCCUCAAAAACUUUAGAAAGUCUACUUUUGAUGGUUUCAAUGAUCCUCAUACUAGAAUGAUGAGAAAAUAUAAAGAAGUUCCAGAUUGGUGUUUCUUAGUUGUUUUAGUUAUUGCUUUGGUCUUAGGUAUCAUUUGUGUUAAAGUUUAUCCAGCUCAAACUCCAGUUUGGGGUCUUUUCUUCGCUGUUGGUAUCAAUUUCUGUUUCUUGAUUCCAUUGACUGCUGUUUACUCCACCACAGGUUUCCAAUUCGGUCUUAACGUUUUAGUUGAAUUAAUCGUUGGUUAUGCCAUGCCAGGUAAUGGUUUAGCUUUAAAUUUCUUGAAAGCUUUGGGUUAUAAUAUUAAUGGUCAAGCUCAAAACUAUAUUUCUGAUCAAAAAAUGGGUCAUUAUGCUAAAUUACCACCAAGAGCUAUGUUCAGAUGUCAAAUGUUAUCUGUAUUUGUUGCUUCAUUCAUCUCAUUAGGUGUUAUUAACUUCUUAAUCAAUAACAUUGAUGGAUAUUGUACUCCAGCUCAAGCUGCUACCCAAAAAUUCACUUGUCCAGGUUCAAAGACUUUCUACAAUGCUUCUAUCUUAUGGGGGGUUAUUGGUCCAAAGAAAGUUUUCAAAGGUAUCUAUCCAUUAUUACAAUACUGUUUCUUAAUCGGAGCUUUAUUACCAAUUCCAUGUAUCUUAUUCAAAAAAUACGGUCCAAAGAGAAUGACCAAGUACUUCCAACCAACUUUAAUUAUUGGUGGUUUCUUGAUUUAUGCUCCUUAUAACUUGUCUUACUACACCAUGGGUCUUUACUUCUCAGCUUUCUUCAUGCAAUACCUUAGAAAGAACUACUUAACUUGGUGGUCCAAAUAUAAUUAUGUUUUAUCAGGUGCCAUGGAUGCUGGUGUUGCUUUCAGUUCAGUCAUCAUUUUCUUCGCUGUUUUCUACCAUGAUAAAUCCAUCUCCUGGUGGGGUAACAAUGUCAGUUAUCUUGGUGUCGAAGGUGGUUAUGGUCAACAAGCCAGAUUGAACGUAAGUACCUUAGAAAAAGGUUACUUCGGUUUAGAUCCUACUGACUAUCCAUAA
Molecule: messenger RNA, 2751 nt
Organism: Yamadazyma jaroonii
Lineage: Eukaryota; Fungi; Ascomycota; Pichiomycetes; Serinales; Debaryomycetaceae
Source: the annotation of a GenBank genome assembly